Messenger RNA from Engraulis encrasicolus (European anchovy), 768 nucleotides. RefSeq names its product LIM domain containing 2 (gene limd2). The record is from RefSeq and is a predicted model, not a curated record. Gene Ontology annotation, biological process: actin filament bundle assembly. The transcript has 4 exons. Bases 190 to 522 code for a protein of 110 amino acids. NCBI's taxonomy places the organism in Eukaryota, Metazoa, Chordata, Actinopteri, Clupeiformes, Engraulidae. Gene Ontology annotation, cellular component: actin cytoskeleton; plasma membrane. Gene Ontology annotation, molecular function: actin filament binding.
UAACGACAGGAGGCAGGCAGACAGCAAGCCGAAGCCGGGUCUGAGGUUGGCUACCCAGUGAAUGCAGAAAACACACCAUACACUCGCUUGAGGCUGAGGGACGAAUGAGAUUAUCAUCGACCGCUGCCCACUGAACGCACAGGGAGACCACACCGUCUUUCUCUUGACCACGCUCACAAGAAUACCCAGAUGGACAACAGAACCACCUCAGAAGACAAACCUGUGCAGCGCUCCAAGUCUUUCAGCUUUAAGACGCAGAAGGAGGUGUGUGCAUCAUGUGAGAAGACGGUCUACCCGAUGGAGAGACUGGUAGCCAACAACCAGAUCUUCCACAACACCUGCUUCACAUGCAAACACUGCAACACCAAACUCAGCCUGGGCACGUAUGCGGCCCUGGCAGGAGAGUUCUACUGCAAGCCCCACUUCCAGCAGCUGUUCAAGGCAAAAGGGAACUACGACGAGGGCUUCGGACGCAAGCAGCACAAGGAGCUGUGGCAGUCGAAAGAUGCCGAGAGCGUCUAACCCAAAACAGCCUGACCCAGCCUCACCGUAACCCAAACCCAAACCAUGACCUCACCUGACCCAACCUGGUCUUGUCAUGAACCCCACCCCACCCCACCCCAUACUCAGACCCCGCCAUACCCUGCCUCAGCCCAGCCGUGACAAAUCACCAGCCCUACAUACAUCCUUGACACCAUAGUCCACACACACACACACACACACACACACACACACACACACACACACACACACACACACACACACACA